This is a messenger RNA of Zea mays, 1951 nucleotides long. Its product is annotated as UPF0481 protein At3g47200. NCBI's taxonomy places the organism in Eukaryota, Viridiplantae, Streptophyta, Magnoliopsida, Poales, Poaceae. The coding region runs from base 47 to 1741 and encodes 564 amino acids. The transcript is spliced from 3 exons. The record is from RefSeq and is a predicted model, not a curated record.
CAUUGAUGCUACACAUGCUCCCUGGCCACUCCUCAUUUUCAGGAUUAUGACGUCCUCUGUAGCAGGAACAAUGGAUAUUGAGAUGCCUUUAGGCAACAACCUGUGGAGCGAGAACAUGGGUGUCGAUGAAGAUAAUGAAGCUAUCACCCGAGCCAACAAAGAAAUCAGUGCAGAGCCUACUCCACUUGAUCAGGACAGCGAGUCGACAGAGCAAGCGGAGGAUGUCGUGGACUUGACGGAGCUGAAAGAGAAGGUGAUUGGGGCUGUUCCUUUUCCUCCACAGCGCCUCGACGGCUGGAUGCAGCAAUGGCCAACCAUCUACGUGGUCCCCGGCGACCUAGCCGCCGGAAAAACGGACCCCUACGCCCCCGCCACCGUCUGCUUCGGGCCGCUCUUCGGUCCGGCGAGGCGUGUGACGGACGGCAUGGCGAAGCUGGAGCGCUACAAAUUGUGCUGUCUUCGCAAGCUCAUCGUGGGGCGCAGCCCUAGCCCUGCAGGAACUGGAACCCGACCUGCAGAGCCAGCCGUGUGGAAGCCGGAGGUGCACGAACCGAUGCUUCGCAGUUGCGUGGACGCGAUGACAAGACUGCUCCCGAGAAUUCGUGCUUCCUACAGCAUCGCCUCAUCUAUGGACACCAUCGCUGGCGACGAAAACACCGUGCGAGAAGUCAAGAUGCUGCUCUACCCCAACCCCGAGGUCGCCGCCGUCAUGGGAUCAACUCUGGCUGAGAACAUGCUGCUGGACGGCUGCUUCAUCCUCCACCGCCUGCUCAAGAUGGCAAGCAGAGCAGCAGGGAAACGCUACGACGACGACGACGAUGACUGGACCCAGGUGUUUGGUCGGCGCGGGGUAUGGGCGCUUGUCACGCGCGACCUGCUGCUGCUCCACAACCAAAUCCCCUUGUUUGUCAUCAAGGCUCUGCUGAAGCAGCUUAAGGGUCCAGCUGAUAUCGAAGACGACGACGUCCUCGUGGACGGCGGCCUUCAGCUCUUCAGCUCGCUCCAUCCUCGGAGGAGGCUGCAGCCCUCGCCGGACGACUCGCUCCGCCUCCGCCUCCGCGACGCGCACCACCUCCUGCACCUCUUCUACCUGUCCAUCACCAACAUCCCGACGCAGUCAUCAGCCUCAGCGUCGCCGGACAAGAAGCUUCCACCGGAGCUCACGCAGUGGGUGCCGUGCGCCAAGGAGCUGGAGGACGCAGGCGUGAGAUUCCGGGCGAGGAAGGACGGCACCGCGACGGGCUUCCUGGACAUCAGGUUCUCCGCCGUCGGCGUCCUGGAGAUCCCGCCGCUGCAGCUCUACGACUACAGCGAGCCUCUGUUCCGGAACCUAAUCGCGUUCGAGCAGACCUACCCGGACACGCCGGGCCACGUCACCGCCUACGCCAUCUUCAUGGACUGCCUCGUCAAGACAUCCGACGACAUGCGACUCCUCCACAGCCGCGGGAUACUGCUCAACCACAUGAGCGGCGACAGGGAGGCGGCCACGGGGUUCUUCAGCGGCAUCUGCGCCGGAGCGCACGCCUCGGCCGACCGGAACUAUCUCGCCCCACUCAUGGACGAGGUGGUCAGGUACCAGAGUGGAAGGUGGCCCCAGUGGCGUGCCGCGCUGCUGCGGGACUACUUCGGAAACCCGUGGGCGGUCAUCGCGUUUGUUGCGGCGGCGAUCGUGCUCGCGCUUACCAUGCUGCAGACCUUCUACACUCUCUACGCCUACUACCAGCCACCCAAGCAGUCCUAGCUAGCAACUCGUGAUACACUGAUUGAUUGAUCGCUCGCACCAUGUGUUUAAUUCGUUACUGGUAUCGUACGUGCUCAUACAUUGUAACCGAAAAAAUAAAUAAGAAUAUAUUUGGCAGGGCUCUGAACUCCUAUAAAAAUGGCUUCAACUUCAGCUUCUAUGCAACCGUAGGAGCCAAUGUCUUUUUAACAAAUCGUUUGACAAAACAAA